AUAUAAAGAAUUAUGUUGCAAUAGAUCCCCAGAACCGAAAAUAACCCCAGAUCUAAAGUUACUAGUUACAUUACGACUUUCGAUAACUAAACAUGUAUUCAGGUUAUGCAAAUCGUAGUUUGUGCGCUGUGUGUUUUCUACGACCGAUCCUCACGUCCUUAGAGAUAUUUGGAAUUAAAAUCAUGUAUUGUGAUUGUAAGAAGUCUGCCGAAAAGUCGAAAUAUCUGUCAAAAUUAUAUCCUUUGUACCAAACUGCUAUAGAGAUAUUUAUGUGGACUAACAUAAUACUUUCUGCUCAAGAGAUAACAGACAAUUUGCUUUUCAAUUUAGUUUGUUUAAAAGAAAGAAACUUUAUAUUCUUAAAAAUAAAAGUGGAUAUGAAGGAGAGGGAAAAAUAGCAGAUAAUAUUGAAAUCAUAUUUAUAGCUAAUGUUAUAAAUAUAUUUUUUUCAAUGAUCACAUUUAUUACGGUGCAGCUGCCGUUAUGCUAUCAAAGAGAUUCAAGUAUUUAUCUAAUGUAGUCGAUGAAUUGGCAAAAGAGGAUUGUUUCCUGAAGACUAAAAUCGAAACCUUGAUUCAAACUCAUUGGGAUUUAUGGACUUACUUACAAGAACUUAAUCUAGUUUAUGAAACAUACAUUCCAGUCGCAUAUUGUUUCGGUGUCUAUGAGACCAGUUUCUUAUUCUGCGUAGUGUUUUUCUUUGAUCUUGAUGAUUUAAUGCGUUCUGCAGUUGCUAUCACAUCGAUAAGUUUCGUUUUUGGAAUUACGUUUAUAAGUUUUCAACUAUCCCGAUUCACUUCUUUGCUGUACGGGAAGUUCAUCGAAAUCCAUAAAUUAUUUUCAGCCAAUAUACCGUUAGAAACUAAAAUGAAGAUGCUGAAUUUCAUGAAACGAUACGGGAAAACUCCAUUUGGAGUAAACGUGGGAGGAUUCUUUUAUGUUAAGAAGAACUUUUUCAUUCGAGCUCUGAGUGCCAUAUAUUCAUCGUUGUCUGUCUUUGUGGAACUUUUAGUAGCCAAAAAACCACCUUCGUGCGAUAUUAAGAUGAAAGAUUUAAUACAAUGAAGUUGUAUUGCAUCGUUGGACAAUCUUUGGAUAUAAGCAGACUUAUUACAGAACAAGACUGGUCAAGCCUAUCUGAUAGCACGCUUCACAAAAUCG
Centruroides sculpturatus (bark scorpion) is the source of this 1161-nucleotide messenger RNA. RefSeq lists its product as uncharacterized. Bases 484 to 1065 code for a protein of 193 amino acids. The record is from RefSeq and is a predicted model, not a curated record. NCBI's taxonomy places the organism in Eukaryota, Metazoa, Arthropoda, Arachnida, Scorpiones, Buthidae. The transcript is spliced from 6 exons.